UCCUGUGAGGCGUUAAAUUUUUUAAAAAUAUAUCUUCCCAAAAUACAUGAUCACCACUGAUGUCACAUGUUUAUAUCUCUAUUUAAGCAAACUCUCCAGCCUUUCUGUUAGUCAUCUUCACCAUUUGACAUGAUAACUUCUAUAGAAAUAUUCCUGUUCAUCCAUUCUUCUACUGUGUGAAUACUGAGGUAUUUUUUCUAUUCAUAGCAAUGGAUUCAUGAAGACUUGGUUACUUGGUUACUUAGUUGGCAUGUAUAGUUUAUUUAUGAGGUUAAUUUCUCUCUGCAUCAGUUUUCUGUCCUGUAAGGUGGGGGAUUCACAACAGUUCUAUGUUGUAUGUAUUAUUAUCCUCUCCUUACAGAUGAAGACACUAAGGCAAAGAGGUUAAAUAAUUUGUGCAAGGUUCAAAGUUAGUAAUUAUUUCUGUGGUUAAUGGCAGCAAUGUCAUUCCUCUUGUUUAGCUUUCAGACAACUGUCUUCCCAGUAAAGGUUAGCGACCAUACAAGUGGUGUUAUAACCUUAACACAGCCAAGUUGUACAUACUAUACAGGAACUGUUAGGAAUAUUACAUCAAUUUUCAUCCCAAAAUAUGUGAGAUCCUGUGAAGACGCAUGGUGGCGCUGCAGGAUAAGAAGGGACAAGCCAGAACUGCAGCUUCUCCGUUAACUAGAAAAUUUACCAGCAAAGCCUGGAAGCCCACAGGAGACUUGGAUGCCACAGAGAGGAGGUCUGGGUCCUCUGAAAAAGGACUCAAAAAUUACUGGUAUAUUUAUCAGGUGUCUUGUGGAAAACCUCGGUUUCAGACAGUGGGGACUUCACAGUUCAGAGGGAAACACCUCAUGGAAAGCUGUAUCACACAAGAACAAUGGAAACUGGUGGGAAGCUCCUUUGCAGACAAAGGCAAGUCUUUUUUUCCUUUUUCCUACUGGGUUUAUCUCUGGUGGGAGCAGUGGAACUCAGGAGGUAUUCUGUGGUGGAGGAAGGGGAAGGCAACUCCUUUGUAACCAAUUUAGCAAAGGACCUGGGUCUGGAGCAGAAGGAACUGUCCAGGAGGGGAGCUAAGGUCAUUUCCAAAGGGAAUAAAAUGCAUUUGCAGCUCAAUCAAGAGACCGGAGAUUUGCUGGUAAAUGAGAAGCUGGACCGAGAGGAACUGUGUGGGCACACAGAGCCCUGUGUGCUACGUUUCCAAGUGUUGCUGGAGAGUCCUUUAGAAUUUUUCCAAGCUGAGCUACAAGUAAUAGACAUAAAUGACCACUCUCCUGAGUUCCUGGACAGAGAAGCUUUGCUUAAGAUAUCAGAAAGCAGUGCUCCUGGGACUACAUUUCCACUGAAGAAGGCUCAGGACAUGGAUGUUGGACCAAAUAAUAUAGAGAACUAUGUAAUCAGUCCCAACAUCUAUUUUCGGGUCCUCACCCGAAAAGGCAGUGAUGGUAAGAAAUAUCCUGAACUCGUGCAGGACAAAGCUCUGGAUCGAGAGGAGGAAGCUGAGCUCAGGUUAACUCUCAUAGCCCAGGAUGGCGGCUCUCCACCCCGGUCUGGCACUACUCAGGUCCACAUAGAAGUGGCGGACACAAAUGACAAUGCCCCUGAAUUUGAACAGCCUCUCUAUAGGGUGCAGAUCCCUGAAGACAGUCCCAUAGGCUUCCUGGUUGUUGCGGUCUCUGCUACAGAUGUAGACCUAGGAGUCAAUGGAGAGAUCUCCUAUUCACUCUUCCAGGCUUCAGAGGACAUUAGUAAAACAUUUGAGAUCAAUCACUUGACCGGAGAAAUUCGACUGAUGGACCAACUUGACUUCGAAAGAAUAGAGUUCUAUGAAAUCAAUGUAGAAGCUAAAGAUUCUGGAAGCUUUGGUGGAAAAUGCAUCGUUCUAAUCCAAGUCUUGGAUGUGAAUGACCAUGCCCCUGAGGUUACUAUGUCUACACUUACCAAAUCCAUCCCUGAAAACUCCCAUGAGACAGUGGUUGCAGUUUUCAGUGUUUCAGAUCUUGACUCAGGAGAAAAUGGAAAAAUAAAUUGCUUCAUUCAGGACGAGCAUCUACCCUUCUUACUGAAGUCUUCAGUGGAAAAUUUUUACACACUACUAACAGAUGGACCACUGGACAGAGAGAGGAAGUCAGAAUACAAAAUCACCAUCACGGUCACCGACUUGGGGACACCCAGGCUCAAAACCCAGCACAACAUAACCGUGCAGGUCUCUGACGUCAACGACAACGCCCCGACCUUCACCCAAACCUCCUACACCCUGUGGGUCCCCGAGAACAACAGCCCCGCCCUGCACAUCGGCACCAUAAGUGCAAAAGACUUAGAUGUAGGAACCAACACCAUAAAAACCUACAUAAUAAGUCCUAACUCUCAUUUCCACACUAAAAUGAGAGUCAAUCCAGACAAUCAGAAAUACCCAGAGUUAGUUCUGGACAAGGCGCUGGAUUAUGAAGAGCAGCCAGAAUUCAGCUUCAUCCUUACUGCACUAGAUGGUGGGUCCCCACCCAGGUCCGGGACUGUCUUGGUUCAUGUGGUGGUCGUAGACACUAAUGAUAACUCUCCAGAGUUUGAGCAGCCCUUUUAUGAAGUAAAGAUUCCAGAGAACAGCAUCCUUGGUUCACUGCUUGUCACUGUCUCAGCUUGGGAUUUAGACUCUGGAAUAAAUGAGGAAAUUACAUAUACAUUUUCUCAUGCCUCAGAAGAUAUUCAAAAAACAUUUGAAAUUAAUCAAAAGUCUGGAGAAGUUAGGUCAACAGCACCCUUGGAUUUUGAAACAAUUGAAUCAUAUUCCAUAAUCAUUCAAGCUACAGAUGGGGGAGGGCUUUUUGGAAAAUCUACACUCAAAAUUCAGGUGAUGGAUGUGAAUGACAAUGCUCCAGAAAUUGCUGUGUCUUCAAUUACCAAUCCAAUCCCAGAAAAUUCACCGGAGACUGUAGUUAUGGUUUUCAGUAUUCGAGACAGAGAUUCUGGGGAUAAUGGGAGGAUGAUAUGUUCUGUCCCGGGGGACCUACCAUUCGUGCUGAAAACUUCGGUUAAGAAUUAUUACACCCUAGAAACGGAGAAAACACUGGACAGAGAGAGCAGAGCAGAGUACAACGUCACCAUCACGGUCACCGACUUGGGGACACCCAGGCUCAAAACCCAGCACAACAUAACCGUGCAGGUCUCCGACGUCAACGACAACGCCCCGACCUUCACCCAAACCUCCUACACCCUGUGGGGCCCCUUCCCGGGCCCCCUGGGGGACGUCAGCGGCACGGGGACCCUGUCCCACAGCUACCGCUAUGAGGUGUGUCUCACUGGAGGCACUGCGACCAGCGAUUUCAAGUUUCUGAAGUCUGUUACCAGCAACCAUGAAGAGGCUGGGAAUGAUUUGGAGGAAAAUUCUAUCUUUGUAAAUGGUUUGGGGUACAAUUAGCAAUUGUUAAAUUUUUAGACUAUUCCAGAUAAAAGUUUGGUGUUUUUUUUUUUUUAACAUUUUAGGACUCCAUUUAGGGUUGUUGUUGUUUAGAAGGCCACAUCUUUUUCUGAAAAAUUCUCUCUUCAGCGGAGUUGUACUGUCACAGCCAUAUUUAUUUUAUAUGACCCAUCUCCCUCUGUGAUUUCAGGCAACAGGACAAAGAGGUAUACAUUUUUCUUUCUUUUCCUCCUCCUCUUCCUAUUCCUCCUCCUUCCUCUCUCUCCCCCUUCCUCUCUCUCCCCCUCCGCCCCCCCAUCCUCCACCCCUUUUCCUCCCUCCUCCCUCGGGCCUUCUCUCCUUUUCCCAUCCUC
This is a messenger RNA of Heterocephalus glaber (naked mole-rat), 3753 nucleotides long. The record is from RefSeq and is a predicted model, not a curated record. NCBI's taxonomy places the organism in Eukaryota, Metazoa, Chordata, Mammalia, Rodentia, Bathyergidae.